This is a messenger RNA of Thlaspi arvense, 495 nucleotides long. NCBI's taxonomy places the organism in Eukaryota, Viridiplantae, Streptophyta, Magnoliopsida, Brassicales, Brassicaceae. The record is from the annotation of a GenBank genome assembly.
AUGGAAUGGAAAACUCCGUCGGGUGCCAUGGAUACUGUUCUGUGGGGAAGGACUAAAAGGAGGAGAGAAGUAGUAAGAGGAGACGCCGAAUGCUGGAGAAAGUCUACCGUUCCACGUCUUUGGCUAUUGUCAAGACUACGAUAUCCCCUGUUCAAAAGGUGGGAACUCACCACAACAGAGUAUGUUGCUAGGAAGAAUCAGUUGCACUGGCCGCGUUGUCGCGAGCUCCGUGAAGCAUUCAUGGCCGAGAAGCACGAGCAAUGGAUGGCCAAACAUUGCCGUGUCUACAAGGACGCUGCAGAGAAAGAAAGGCGCUUCAAGAUAUUCACGGACAAUGCAGAGUUCGUGGAGACCUUUAACAAAGCCGUAAUCGAUCUUACAAGCUCGGCCUCAGCAAGUUUGCAGACUCAACCAACGAAGAGUUCCGGGAGUCUCGUAGUGGAAAUAUGCCUCCACCCACCCGAAGCCAAACACCAUUUAGAUACAAAAACAUGA